Molecule: messenger RNA, 1149 nt
Organism: Chaetomium globosum CBS 148.51
Lineage: Eukaryota; Fungi; Ascomycota; Sordariomycetes; Sordariales; Chaetomiaceae
Exons: 2
Coding region: 1-1149 (382 amino acids)
Biological process (GO): ubiquitin-dependent protein catabolic process
Cellular component (GO): proteasome regulatory particle, lid subcomplex; nucleus; cytosol
Molecular function (GO): structural molecule activity
Source: RefSeq, a predicted model, not a curated record
AUGAACGUCGACACCAUCUCCGACUUCCUCGCCGAGCAACGGGAUAGCGCCCCCGAUGAGCUGCAGCACCUCGUGCUCGAGUUUGAGACACUAUGGGAACGCAAGCUAUGGCACCAGCUCACCAACCAACUGAUCGAGUUCUUCAACAACCCAGGUAGCGCACCGCAGCGCUUACAGUUCUACAAGGUCUUCGUCCUCAAAUUUGCCGAUAAGAUCAACCAACUCAAGCUCGUCGACCUUGCGUUGAAGGCAGCUACACAAUGUAGAGACAACCAGGAGCGGCUCUCCUUCAUGGAGGCGGUCGUUAAGAAGGUGGAUAACGAAGAGUCACAGGACGCUUUGGUAUUCGCCACAAUUGCGGUGGCCCGCGUGAGGCUUGACCUCGAGGACCUCGACGGCGCGAGGAAAGACCUAGACCGGGCCGAGCGGGUUCUCGACAGCUUCGACUCGGUUGAGACGAUCGUGCACGCGGCCUUCUACGGCGCCAACGCCGACUACUACCAGGCCAAGGCCGACUUUGGCUCGUACUAUCGCAACGCCCUCCUCUACCUCGCCUGCAUCGACAUCAAAUCCCUGUCCCCCGCCGAGCGGCGCAGCCGCGCCUACGACCUGUCGAUCGCCGCGCUGGUCAGCAGCAGCAUCUACAACUUCGGCGAGCUGCUGCUGCACCCGAUCCUGGACGCGCUCUCGGAGCGUGAGGAAGACAAGUGGCUGCGCGAGCUCCUCUUCGCCUUCAACCGCGGCGACCUGGCGGCGUACGACGUGCUGGCGAACCACAUCAAGUCGAACCCGCUCCUGGCCCAGCACGCCCGGCAGCUGCGCGAGAAGAUCUACCUGGCGGCACUGACCGAGGCCGUGUUCCGGCGCCCGCCGCACGACCGCGCCAUGACGUUCGCCACCAUCGCGGCCGAGACCAAGGUGCGGCCCGACGAGAUCGAGCACCUGAUCAUGAAGGCGCUCAGCCUAGGCCUGCUGCGCGGCACCAUCGACCAGGUCGACGAGGUGGCGCACAUCAACUGGGUGCAGCCCAAGGUGCUGGACAUGAAGCAGAUCGAGAACAUGCGCGGGCGACUAAAGGAGUGGGACUCGAGCGUCAACCAGCUGGGCAACUGGAUCGAGACCGUGGGGCAGGAUGUGUGGGCGGCAUAG